Molecule: messenger RNA, 2950 nt
Organism: Triticum urartu
Lineage: Eukaryota; Viridiplantae; Streptophyta; Magnoliopsida; Poales; Poaceae
Source: RefSeq, a predicted model, not a curated record
UGUGUCGUCGGCGGCUACUCCGUGCCCCGGGGCUCCCGCGUCAUGAUCAACGUCUUUGCCCUCGGUCGUGACGCCAGCGCGUGGAAGGACGCCGAUGUGUUCCGACCUUCAAGGUUCAUGGUUGGGGAAGGGGAGGCCGCCGAGGUCGACUUCAAGGGCGGGUGCUUUGAGUUCCUGCCAUUUGGGUCUGGCCGCCGCUCGUGCCCUGGCAUGGCGCUUGGCCUGUACUCGUUGGAGCUCGUUGUCGCGCAGCUCGCUCAUGGGUUCAACUGGGCACUUCCCGACGGCAUGGUGUCGUCGGAGCUCGACAUGUGUGAUGUCCUCGGCCUCACUGUUCCACGCGCCACCAGGCUCUGCGUCGUGCCCAUGCCUCGACUCACCUGCUCUUUGGUCGCUGAUGAUGAUGCCACGCACCAGGCAUGAUGUCAUGCGUGCACCUAUUGUCUUCGUGUGUGACACUGCACGAGUUUGGUGGCUUUCUCUUUGCCUUCUUUCUCCUUCUAUUUUUUAUACUACAGAACAUGAUAAUUCGAUCUUCUAUGCUUAGCUUACAGAGUGUGAUGCGUGGCUAUUUUUCAUACUAGAUGAUUUCCCGCGCGUUGCUGCGGACAUCCUUGUACAACUUGCUGUAAAUUUGAUUUCCCACAGAAAGUUGAAUCAUUGAUGUCUGCAAUUCAGUUAUUUCAAGGCAGUUUCAUGUGGCCAUAUAAACGAAGGUACAUUGAUAGGCAUGAAAAAUACUUCAACUCAGCUAGUGACCCGAAUGGGUAAAAGCCAAUGCAAUUUGCAUCUACUAUGUUGUCAGAGUUGGGCUCAAUUGAAGCUAAAAGUCCUUCAUUACAUGGCUGUAAGGCUAGACCAUGAAAACUGAACCGGUGCAACCAAAGGCAUUAGCAAUGCUCGAAUAAUAUAAUGUGUAACAUCAUAGGAGAAGGAUGAUAAUCUAGACCAAACAAAAAGAGCACGUGUCAGAGCGGUAUAAAAAGAGUAUAGUUAGAAAGAGAAAACCAAUUAGUUCCUAAUAAAAAAACAGUAGAGUGCGAACUUUAAAAUAUAAAUCCAUGAAGAAUACAUAGAAAAAAAUUUAGGAACAUGAUCCCCCAUGGGCAUUGCUGCAAGUAAAACAGUUGUUAUCCAAAUGUGCAAAGCUUGUAUGAAUAUGCAUAGCAGAUAAAUGUGACUGGAUUCAUUUAUAACUAUUCAAUACCAAAAAUCUAGAGAAUCUAGAAUAUUUUGCUGUCAGUUGAAGAUUCCAAGCAAAAAAAAAUGUCUAGAACAGGCUAAUGAAAAGGCGCCUAGUACAGGACAAAUCUCUUUAUUGUUGAUUAGUAGGCAGAGUUGUCCACACUACAUGGGUAUUACGCGGUUUUAUACUACAUAAAAUAGGAACUCAUAUAUGUUUGCCACGAUAUAGUUGAAAGCACGCCAUAUAUCUCCUAGCACCUAUGUGGCUAGCUUAUAAAACUGGCAUAACCAUAGAGGGGCCUUACUAAGAGAUAGAAACUGUAGACAUGAACAUCCUGUAAACAAAACUUGUCACUCUAAAUUGGUUCGCCCUGAUUAGCAUUUCGCACACAAGAAGGGAUUCAUUAAAUAAAAAAAUUGAAUCUGAGAGAAGUCCCCUUUAUUGGAUUUAGCAGAAGUUGAAGACCGUCCCACUGUGAAGUUUGCAUCUUAAACAUCAAUAACUUGGAUACCUUCCCUCUUAUCAUAUCAAGAGCCUGAAGGAAACCAAGCUUGUUGUAAUAACUGAGAGAACACAUUUAGUUUAUCUUUACUGAUGCUACCUAGGAAUUAUAGCCUUGCACAUGCCACUGAUUUAUUACAAAAGGCAAAAAAUGAUCAGCCAAGCCCCUCCUAACCUCGAGGCACCGAUCCAGGGAAAGAAGUAAGAAUGCAACAUCUAAAAAAGAGAGGGAUGUAGGAUGUAGGAAAUCAAGCUGCUCAAACUAUUAACUAUCCAAGUCUCAAAAGGUUGAUGGUUUGAUUAGUAAGAAAACAUAGAGCCGCAGCUAGCCAUGCACUAAUAUCGGGAGGCGUAGGUGCACAGCAAAGUAGAAGCGGGACAUAAUACACCAAGCUGUGGAAAAAAAAUAACAAUUAUUCAGUGAGAGAGAUGGACAAACUAUACUCCCAAGAUCUCAAAGCAUUACGAUUACAUAGUAUAUGGUAUGGCUAUAAGAUGUGAGAGGCAAAGGUUGUUGCUUAAAACUCGUCGCUUGAGUGAGACAAAGCUGUCUGACUUGCCCGAGGAAGAGGCAAAGGUCUCACACAGGGAGUCCGGACGUCGUCCGCCUCAGCACCUUUCCACUGGAUCCGAACGGCCGCCAAUGGUAUUCGUCAUCUCAUAGGUGAAUGUAUAAGUGCGUUCAUGCUCACCUGAUUAACUGAUGUGCCAGCCCCGAAGAUGGAGUCCCGGGGAAGUCGUCUUCGCCGAUGAAGCCCGAAUCCUUGCCGCUCGUUGCAGCCGGCGGCGGCCGAGGAGCAGAGCAACGACACAUAGAGGCAUCAUAGGUUAGGCCUUCAUCGACGAUCUGCGAUUCUGGGCGGCCGGCGAUGGAACGUUCCCGUCCGGUGUACCAAUGCCCAGAGAGACAUCGGAGUCAAGACGGAUCGGAUGUAGGAGCUUCAGACUUCAGUGCAGAGGAAGGCAUGCAUAGGCUGAUUCGGAUGUGGUCACGAUCUGACUGGGCGACAAAUCACGCGCAGCCCAGGUCCAAAGGGCCCCAGAGUGGCAUCGGUGGUGUGGAAGACCGGUGGUCCUGUGGACUGAGGGGACUUCACGCCGGAGCUACCUUGGCCGGAACGGAGACAGAUAAUGGAGGGGAGCACAAGGGCACCGCGGAUGCCGUCUCGAGGACGCAGGCACACACCGCCAAGGUGUAUUUUGCCUGAGAUAAUCCCGGAAGCCGCGGAGACGAGCCGAACCGGCGGGCGCGGCGGGGGGGGC